Molecule: messenger RNA, 2753 nt
Organism: Fusarium odoratissimum NRRL 54006
Lineage: Eukaryota; Fungi; Ascomycota; Sordariomycetes; Hypocreales; Nectriaceae
Product: dCMP deaminase
Exons: 2
Coding region: 426-1553 (375 amino acids)
Molecular function (GO): hydrolase activity; zinc ion binding
Source: RefSeq, a predicted model, not a curated record
CUUGAGGACGCCAUUUCAUUAACGAGAGAUUUGUGUCUGAAACAUUCAAGGGUUCAAGCUUUCUCGGGACUGCUGGAAUGUGCGCUUUGAUCAUAACUCACAGCAUCUAUAUAUAUGAAGUGUCUAACUAGAUCGAGAUUUGUAUGAUAACUCGUAAGAUGGAGAAACAUACUUGUCAACUUGUCGGCCGCUUUCAAAGUCGAGUUUGCGACACUUUUCAAAGGGUUCUGUAGACAUUCUAGAACACCAACGGUCACGGCUGCGAACAGUGCACCCCCACACUCUGCGACGCGCUUAGAAUAGUCGCCGUACGCGUUAAAUGACCAUACGAAAAUAUCAACGUGAGGCAUGAUACAUCACCCAAAGCCUGUUCCUGACUUUACCUCCACAAACAUCAGAACAAAACCACAGCAUCGAACCACAACAUGCUCAUCGGCGUCUGCGGCAGUAUUUGCUCCGGCAAAAAGACGGUGGCCCAAUAUCUCGUUGAGCAUCAUGGAUUCAAACUCCUCCAUCUACAGCCACACUCGCAGCCAAGGCCGUCCAAUUCCUCGCUUGGAGCCGAAUCCGCAUCACCCGAGGAACACGGUGCAGAGUCUCCAUCACAGUCUACCGACUCAACAGCUUUCACAGGCGCUCUGACCUCAACAGCGCUCACCACCAAGAAUGGUUACCAGUCUUCUUCUGAAACCACGCUGACUCUCCGGGAUGGUCCGCAACACGUGUUUUCCACAGCUGAGGAACUCCUCGACUUUGUGACGAAACGCUGGCGUAGCCGCUUUGUCACUACCGACAUUCCCACCGAGGCCGUUCUAGACGUCUUUCUUCGUCGACCUUUCUUCUUACUGCUCUCCGUCGAUGCGCCAUUGACGGUCCGCUGGCGACGGUUCCAGGACCGCGCGAGGCAGAGGCAUGCAGGAGAGCCUGACAUGAGUCUAGAAGACUUUGUCACAGAGAGCGAUACCCACCUAUACGAUGCAGAGAAAGGCCUCUCACCCCUUAUCUCGCGUGCUGUUGUGAGACUUCUCAACACAUCAUCCUCUCUAGCGCACCUCUAUGCUACCCUUGGCAAGCUGGACAUCCCAAAUCCUGAUCGUCUUCGCCCUUGCUGGGACACUUACUUUAUGGAAUUGGCAUCCCUUGCUGCACAACGCUCCAACUGUAUGAAGCGUAGGGUCGGAUGUGUUCUUGUUGGCAAAGAACGCAGGGUCAUUAGCACCGGUUAUAAUGGGACUCCAAGGGGACUACAGAAUUGCACUGAAGGAGGCUGUCCAAGGUGCAAUGACGGCAACAGCUCCGGAGUGGGCUUAUCGACUUGCCUGUGUAUCCAUGCCGAAGAGAACGCGCUUUUGGAAGCGGGACGAGAAAGAAUACGCGAGGGUUCUGUCCUAUACUGCGACACGUGUCCCUGCCUCACAUGCAGUAUCAAAAUCUGCCAGGUGGGUAUUAGCGAGGUUGUCUACGCCCAUACGUACAGCAUGGACAACGACACAGCCCGGGUGUUUAGGGAGGCUGGCGUGAGGCUGAGACAGUUCAUACCAGUGAGUACAUGAACCCUCCCUUCGAGUCCAGAUCUGGACGAAAUUCUGUCAUUCACUAGUGCUUUUUGAGAGUUUGAUACUGACUCAGAUCUAGCCGCCUAAUGGUCUGAUUCAUCUCGAGAAGAUGGAACUUUAUUAGAUCUUCGGUAUCUCGGCCGUCUCACUAUGAUCCCCUGCUAUGCCUUUGUGGGGAAUCUUGAGAGUGACGCUGGAUUUUGCCCAGAAUGUGGCUUAUUGAAGCAGAACACGAUGCUGGAAUUGCUUCGCCAAGAUUUGAUGCCAGAAGACUACGUGCUCAGGAUCACCCACUUCAGUUGGCAUGCAAAAUUCGCUCAUCUCGAUCCUCCCUCGCGAGGAGGUGCAUAUGAGACUUUAGUCAAAGGCUGAAGUUGACCUGCAAAGUUACUGUACCCCUCGCUGACUCCCUUGCCAAUGUGGUGUCCAAUUGUCCAAUCAAAUAGUAUAUGCUACACUCUCUCAUGCAGUCCCGAGUCCACUUGAAGCAUUGCAUCGCUGCACCGAAACCUCACAGACGGAAGCAGGCAAGCAGACGGCCCGUCGAGAUGCGUUUUGCAUUGCCAGCGUGGCCCGUUAUUGAGGCCAGCAGGUUUCUAAGCCCCAAUGACGCCGAACUCCAGAACACUAUAGGGUAGUCAUAGCCCACUUGGCCGCAGUUAUGGUAAGACGAGAAUGAAGCCACUUUGCGUCAUGGCGUUUGUCUGUGUCUUCCGUUUCGGAUAACGGUGCGCUUGGGUUCAAGUUGGUUCUGUUCUCGACGGUCUCUUAUGCAAGACUAUCAUUUUAACGCACAUGAAUAAAUUCAAUAUCUGCAUCCUUUAUCCGAGCGCUUAAUUUCGACUACAUGCUAAUUAAAGUCAUGCAACUUUUCGUGGAUGUGUAGGCUGUAACUAAUUAAACUCUUGCUUGGUUUCAUCACACUUGAACACAUUGUGCGUUUGCAUCGCAACAACAGGACAACGGCUACCAUCUGCGGGAAACAGCUUGCGAAUAGGGGCUCAGGAGUAUGUUAAAGUUGGUGAAGCUGCACUGAAAGUUGUAGACCGCUGCCGCCAGAGGCCACUUACACGGCCCUUAUAAUAUGAACUGCAUAGGGGUUCAUUUCACAGAGCCGCAGACUUGUGCGGUGUGCUUCAACGGCGUGCUAGCUGCAGCGAUGUCCCAUAGAAUAUGCAACCAAGUCAGGCGGUCAAC